AUGACGGAACCACGAGUGCUAGUUUCUAAUGAAGAGACAAUAGGUACACUCGUUGAAAUGUUGGCUACUAGUGGUUCCAAGGAUCCAUCAGUUUUUUACCAAAUCCGCGAUUUUUUCUUUGAUCUUCCACAGCAAGACUUUGACCGAUUCGCCAAAGAAGUAACACUAGCAGUUAUAAAAUGCAUAUCUAAUAACUUUUCACACAUUAAAAACGGACAAAACAUUGACUUUCUUUCAUUUUCGAAAUUCUUACAGACUGGCUUAUCACUUCUACUAUAUCUCGGCUACAAAAUACAAUUCUCUCUCACAGAUAAUCUACCUCUCGACAAUUUAAUUGCUCAUAUCAACUCUUUUGAUGAAAUAAGUUUAACUUCAAUUGUUAAAAUCGUAAUCUAUUCUUGGCAAUACAAAGAUCACGACCAAGCAUCAAUAGAGUUCAUAACCAGCCGCAUAAAUCUAUUUUAUCCAUUUGUUUGUAAUAAACUGCGUUUAUUAGCCGAGCAGAUAGAAACAAUAAGACCAGCACAGUACUCGACAAUUUUUUCUCUUAUUCAAUGUUUGAUGGCUUGCGGGAAGAUUUCUGAAAGAACUCGAGCGGAAUUCUUAAAAACUCUUAAAGUUUUCUAUGAAACCAUCUCGAAACCUGUAAACCUUAGCAACUCAACAGUAUACAAUAUCUCACAUCUAUCGAUUUUAAUGAAAAUGGGCUUUUCACUCUACAAUACUCAAAUUCCAGAAUUUGACAACAAUACAAUCGUCAAUUCCAUGCUAAACCUCAUAUCCAUGAUUUCUCCAUAUUUCGCUUCCCUUAUUGAAGACUUUUUUCAAUCUUCAAACCAAGUUUUACGCUAUGAAAUCGAAAAACAAGAGAAUAUCCCUCGUUUAAUCAAUUGUACGUACGAGUUUAAGAACAUUACAUCGGAUUCUUUGGCGUAUUUCGUCAAUUUCGCCCACCUUUUGGCAGAAACUUUAAUUAAACAACAAAAAACAAAGCCAAUGUUCAUUACUCAGUUCUGCAAAUUCACAUCAUCCGUUAUACAAUUCCAGCAACAGCCGUUUAGAGCUAGGAACGGAAAUUUCUACCAAUUAUUGCCGUUAGUCAAAAUUCCAUCAGAAGGAACAUUACGAUCCUCCCUCGUUGAAGUGUUUUUCUACUCUCUACACCUUGAACUGAUGGAAUGUGACUCUGCUUUUAUCAAUGCAUCAGAUUUAGUUUUGAAUCAAGAUUAUGAGAGUCCAGAAUACAAAGACUCCUUCACAUUACUUCACCAAUCGAUGGAAAACAUCAAUACCAUUGUCAAAUGCUUUGACAGUUUCUUACAUAUAACCCAAACAAAGAAUCUCCAGUUAUCCAAGCCAGUUACAGCCUUCCUUGAUGCCAACAUCAACUCAUUCACCGUAGAAAUGAUUACGAAAAUCUUUGUCCGUCUCUGCAUGAUAAUUAUCCGAAAUCGUAAAUCAUUACAAAUGUUGGACACCAACAAGACCUAUUCACCAUCAUCAGACACGGAAGCCAAUAUAGAUUCCAUUGCCGAAAACCAGAAAAACGUAAAACUUUGGAUAAUGAUCUGCAAUUUCCACCAAGACAUAUCAACAGCACUGAUCAACUCCAUCCAAAGUACAACACCUGUCCUAUUAGAAUACAUAUGGCCCAAUCUAAUUGAACUUUUCUUCAACCAAGAGCCACCAAUACAAUUUGAUUCAUGUUUAUUCAGGGCAAUGUACCAAAGUUACGUUGCUUUCUCAGUGUUUAUGAAGUAUUUACAAAGGUACUUCUCAGAACAUUGGAAUAACUCAUACCAACUUUUGAAAUUAAUCCAAAAUAUCAGGUUUUUGUUCGAAAAAGUGUUUCUUAAAACUAAAAACCCUGAUAAACCAAUGCAGAACCAGGACCAGGAAUACCAUGAUUCAAUAAUCCAAUCUGUCAAUAAAAUCUGUCAAAAAGUAAAAGAACUUUUACAAAAUGAAAAGUUCGCUUUUGACGGUUUGUCACUUUUAUUAUCGGCCUCGAAAUAUUAUGACAUUGGGGAUAUUAGUGAAUUAUGUGAUACGAUUGCUAUUACUCCCAAAUCAUCAAUUCUUUUGGUCGAAUACAUCAUUUCACAAACAAACAAAUUAGUUGGAAGACCAAUUGUUCCUAUAUUUAAUUGUUUGAUCAAAACGGUUUGUCAUUGUAAAACAGAGUCAUUGAAGAUGAUGCACAAUCUGUAUAAGAUGGAUAAGAAGAUAUUCAUCAGACCUAACUUGGAUUUGCAGAAUUUCGUCGACUACAUUUUCGCAAAUUUGGAUUCAACAACAGGUGAAAACAAAAAAUUGUUAAUGAAGUUUUUGCAUCAUAUUCCUCAAGAAAAAUUGACACCAAAAAUUGACACAAAACCGUUUAUUAAUAAUGAGAAACUUAUACAGUUCUUUAUAGAUAAAUCAACAAAACAAUUGACGUUUGAUUAUGAUUUGAAAAAUUUGUUUGAAAGUUUAUAUAAAGGUGUUGAAAAAAGUGACAGCCAAGACACAUUUGAUUUUCUUAAGGAAUUGAUAUGCAAGAUGAUAGAAGUUGAUGACGAAUGCUAUACAUGCGAAUACAAGAUUUAUUUGCUGAAGAGUUUUUCAGAAGCUUUUAAUUGUUUGAAGAAAUAUUUGUUUGAAUUAUUUGACAUCAAAUUCAAUAUCAAAGAAAACAGGAAACCAUCAGUUAUUGCUAUAUUCCUCUUGUCUUAUUUGACUAAUUACAAGACACCUGAACUACACUUGUUAUCUAAAAUUUUCUCUCAAAUUUCGGAAAAAGAAAAAAUGAAGAAUUUCAUGGAAGAAAUUUCAUUUUUCGUGUUGUCAAAAUCACUUUUGUCACCUUUUGUCGCAAUUGACAUUUGCGAAAUCAUCAUGAAUAACGUAGACAAAGACAUGAUACAAGCAUCAACAUUUGCUUUGCUUGUAAAUAACAUGAUUUCUGUGAUAAACUCGAAUUCAUGGAAAGAAAGUCAAAAAAUUGACGGAUUAAUGAAUUUCAUUGAAUUGGAUUUGCUUCCGAAACGAAUCCAAAAGAUCAUUUACUUCGUGAGACAAAUGAUGAAGGACCAAAUAACUGAUGUUUAUCCGUUAUUACAAGAAAUUAAAACCACUAACGGUUUUAUUUCAAAUUUAGUUUUGAGUGAAAUGUUGAGUGAAUGCCAGCGUACACAGGAAAUCAUUGAUUUCAUAAGGGAUUUCUUGGAUGAAGCGAAGGACGACGACUUGAAGUUGUUUAGAACAUCUGGAACAUUGUUUAGAUCAUUCCCACAGAGUUACAACCAAUUAUCUGGAAAAGUUCAACAGAUAAUUACUCCAAAACUCGAAAAAAUCCUUGAAAAAGACAAAAAAUACCAAACAACUUUCUUAGUUUUACUUAUUCCUAUAUUAGAACAAAGUAAUGAUAUAACAGAUAUCACUCCAAUCCUCAAAAUCGCUCUCCAAAACUUGGAUAGACCAACAUCUUUCAUCAAAUGCCAGUGCCAAUUAAUAAUCAGAGCACUUUUCAAGAAUGGUGAUGCGAAAGCGAAGAAUGAAAUAACAAGAACAGCAUCGAUAUUCAUGAAAGAAAGGAAAUUCCCUGUUGUUAACACAAUAAACGAGUUCAUGAACAUAAAUUGGAAAUUGGUUUCUUCAGAACUAUUCACUUUCUUGUUCUACAACUCUCAAAUGUUCAUUGAUCUCAUGUUCAAAUACUUGGAUUUGUUACCUGAAGCUGUCAAAAACAUUCAGGAUUUGCCAACAAUGGAUUUACUUGAAAAUAUCUCUUGCUUGUACGAACUUUGUCAAACAGGGUUUGUUAACAAGUUGUCAAGUGAUACAAGACAAUUUAAGAAACUAGGAAAAGCUCUUCUUAAACUGUUGGCAGAAAUACCAAUUUUACAAUUCCCAAGAAAUAUUUCUGCCAUGUCAAAUUUCUUGAUUUCAAACAUUGUUGGUUUCAAAGAUAUUUUGAAAGAUUGUCUGAAAAGUGACAGUUUAUUAGAGGUACUUGUUAAAUUAGCUGAUAACAAGGCAUUCAUUGAUAUGGCUUCUUCAUUCUUAUUGGAAAAUAUGGACUCGAUUUUGGAAAUUUUGAAUGAAAAAGAGAAAAAUGACAGACGUCAAAUUUUCUUAGUUUUACUUUUGAUGAAAUUGCCGCUUAUUUCUGAGAACGAAAAUGUCAUUGAGAAAUUCUUCGAAAUAUAUGAAUCAAACUGCUCUUUCAUCAACACGAAAAUAGAGUUGUUUGAUGGCCCAUUUUUACUUAAAUUAAGUGAAUAUUUGGCAAAACAUUUCACAGAAAAAUAUUUGUCAAUUAAUCACAUUUUCACUUAUUCGGAGCCAAUUUUGUCAUCAACUUAUUUGCAUGCACUUGAAAACGCUGCUGAUUUCUCUAUGUUCAAAGGUGACUUCCUUAAGUUUACAAAACCGACUGAUAAUUUAAUCGUCAACCGUAAUUUAUAUGAAUUGAUUUCAAUGACGAUUUUGCAACGAAGAAAAGACUUAGUUCCUGAUUUCAUUGAAUACACCUCUUCUGAGUUUGAGCUCAAGUAUUCUUUACCUCUAUUUAAUGUAUUAAUCAAACUUAAGUUUAAUAUUGAUUACGAACAAUUUGAUUUCCUUGAAAUUUACGAUCAAUGUCAAAAUGACGAUGAAAAAAUUGAAUUGUUACUGUUUUGGUCUUCAUCAAAAUCAGAAAAAGAUUUUGUUGUUUUGUUCAGGAACUUGAUGGAUUACUUACACGUUCAUCCUGAUUCACGUGUAAAGAACGCGAUAUCCAAUUUAAUUAUUCCAAAUUCCGUGAAUCAAAACUCCAUUUCAAGUAUUUUAUUGGACAACUUUUUGAAGUAUUUAAGAUGUCAUUCAAUACAAUCAAUUCUUUUGAACUUAGUUUCAAGGAAUGCUGAUUAUUUCGAGCAUCCAACAUUGACAUUCCUUCUUCCUGUACAAGAGAAGAUCAAAGUGAUUGAGUCAAAUAUCAAAACACACGAGAACUCCAACAGAAAACACACUUUGCUCUCUUUCAUUUCUACAUUAACUGACAUAAUAAAUAUGAUAAAACCAAAAGGAUUGAAUGAAAAAACUCUUCAAUCUCUCCAGAUGCACUUAAAUAACAUCGGAAAUGCUCUCUUCAAGAUAAUAACAGAGACAAUCGAUGUAACAUUUAAGUACAGAAAUGAAUUCUCUGAAUUUUUGUCAUUUAUUGGCAAAUUUGUGUCACUUUUCCCAACAUCAUCAUUACCUGUUAAAGUAUUUGAACAAUUUACUUUCUAUUCGAACAAAUCGAAAGAGAAUCCACAGCAGAAAUCGAAGACUCUUUCUGUUGUCAUGGAGAUAUUGUAUUCGAACAUGAAAGACAUUGUUUCUGGUGUUGUUCAAAACACAGAAUACGCACAACUUGAUUUGGCCAUAGAAAUAUUCAUUGAAACACUUAAAUCGAAAGAUCAAAUUCUUUGGCCACAAGCUGUUCAAUGCCUCUCUAAAAUACUUAAGAGUUUCAGAUGGCAUGAUAAAGUAUUCGAAAAAGUGAAACCGUUGUUUAGUACUGAUUCUUUCGGACAUUGUUUCACUUUGUAUUUCGGAUACAAUAAACCUCACAUCCACAAAAUUAUGCCAGCGGUUGAAAACGGUUUGUCAAUCAUCAAGAGUUACAUGAAUGAUUUGGCGACGAAUGGAUCGAUUGUUUACUCCAUUUCCUACUUGAUUUUGUCAUUGAACCACAGAGUUGUUUUGCAGUAUUUGUCAUCAAUUCUUGCUAAUGCAAGUGAUACAAAAGAUUACAAAAUCAGUGGUUUCUUGAUGGAAUUCAUUUUGUUGCACAUUCCGAAAGAAAUGAGUUUGAGAAAGAAGUUCAUUGAUUUGCUAAAGAACACAAGUUUAUCUCAGGCAUUGUUCGACAGAGGAAAACUCCCUGAUCACAUUGUUCAAGAACUUCCUUUGGAAUCUUUAAUUGUUUUGUCAAAUCACAGAAACGUGACAGAUAAAUGUUUAGAACUAUUAAAGUCUGUCAAUUUCGAACAAUUACUUUUGACAUGUGCAAAAAUGUCUAUUCCAGGACCAGCUUUCUCCGUAAUUCUCUCAAAGAUAAUGAAGAAAGAUUUGAUCUCGAUUUCGCCAUUUAUAAAUAGAAAUUACGAAUUACCUAGAAAAUCACUUCAAAUCAUGAAAAGUGACAAAUCAUUUGACUUCACUUUACAGUUUGGAAUCAACACUUUAUUCGAUUCAGAGAAAAGUGAAGUAGAUUUAAGAAUUUUGUCAGAUUUUCCAAAUUUGAAUGAUUUACAAAAUAAUUUGCCAAACUUGAUUAUUUUGUCAAAAAUAGGAUAUUCAAAUUACAUGUUACAUGAAAUUGAUGACAAGAUGAACAACGAGAGAGGCAGAGAGAUCAUUGAUAAUCUUAAAAUUGGUGAUAGAUACAUUUUGAGUUUGAUUUCACAAGAAACACAAAUUGAACAGAAAUUGAGUGGAAUAUUUAAUCACACGGAUUGUUUGAAAGAAAACGCAACAGUGAAGGGAUUAUCUGAGUACAUGAUUGUCCACGAAAUCAAGAGAAUUGUAGAGGCAUUGAAGAAACACUCAAAUGGUUUCGUGGCUUUCAAAUUUAAAUUGAAUAGUUACAUAUCACCUCACUUACACAAAUAUUACAAAGAUGUCAGAGAUUUGACUUGCCAGAAGUUCACUGUAAAUGAUGCUGAGAAGAUUGAUAUGAAACACAUGAAAUCUCUUAAUAAAUCAAUCACUUUACAUGAAAAAGUGACAAUUGAUUUGCCAAAAUUGUCAGAACUUCCAAAUUUAGUCAAAAAUCAACAGAGUUUGUCAACAGUUUUCAUUGUCACAAAAAUGUCGAAAUUAUCGCCAGAAACAGUUGACAAAGCUGCAGCAGCAUUGAUUAAAUCAAAACCAGAAUCAAUUUUACCUUAUCUUCUUUUCUUAGACGAUAAAAGUGACAAAAGUGAACCGAUCAAGAAGAUUUUGAGCGGAACUCCUAUUCCUUAUGAAAUUUCAUUGAUGAUGGCUGAAAUAAUCCAACAGAACGAGAAUUUGCAGAAUUUGAAACCAUUGAUACACAACAGUUUUAAUUUUGUAUUUAAUAUAUCAGAAAAUUACCAAAAAGAUGCUUUCCUUUCUUCUGUUUUUAGAGUUUGUAAUUCUUUGAUUUGCCAGUCGCAAUUGCAAGCUUUACAAUUCGCAGAAACCGAAAUUGAGAAAAUUAAAGGUACAAAAGAAGAAAAAUCAAACGAAUCUCCUGCUUUAGACUCAAUUGAGAGCCAGCCAAUUAUGUCACAACUCAUUGAAGGAAAAACAAUUCCAAUGGUCAAAACAAAUGAUUUAUCUUAUUCUUUGUCACUUUUUGUAGAAAAAGACGAUGAUUGCGACAUCAAAAUCAGGAUUACUACUUCAAGCGGAAACAAUGUUUACUACUCAUUGAGUCCUUACAAAUACAUGUCUCUAAGACUUUCUUAUUUCACGAAAUUCAUUAAUAGAAUUUUCUCUAAAAUGCCUGGAACAAAUAACUCUGGAAUUCUUUUGAAUUCAAUCGAUUCUGUUGACCUCAAAAACGGUUUUUAUCUAUCGUUGACUUCACUUUCUCCAUUAUUCAAUUACUCCGACUUAAUCUCAAUGAAUGAAGAGAAAACAACAGAAACAAACAAGAAACAAUUCACAAAAAUCACAAAAGAAAGUCACGCGUUUUGGUUCAAUACUGUUGGAUCAAGAUACGCCGCUCUUUUCGUCAACCAAAUAUUGAUUGGCGGAGGAAUUCCUUCUCCUCUGAAUCUGUUUGUUGAUGGCGAAGACUCAAAAUUCGCUAUUUCUGAUGUAGAAUACUCGGAAAUUAAAUUACCGAGAUUGGUUGGAAGAAUCAAACAAUAUUUCGAUGAUAUAGUGUUGAGAGGUCCAUUCAGGAACUCCAUUUUGUGCGCAAGUGAUGCAAUAUGCAGAAAUAGAGAGAAAGUCUUGUUCUUCAUUGAAGAAAUAUUCAACGAAGAAAGAGAUGUUUCUGCAACUAGAAUUUCUGAACUUUCAAAGUUCUCUCCACUCGAAAUGAAGCAACCAAAUGAAGCUCUUGACGAGGCAGGAAAGGUCAUCUCUGCUGCAGUGAACAUUAAUGACAAAACAGUCAUUCCUUGGAUAUAA
This is a messenger RNA of Trichomonas vaginalis G3, 8121 nucleotides long. RefSeq lists its product as uncharacterized. The record is from RefSeq and is a predicted model, not a curated record. The transcript has a single exon. The coding region runs from base 1 to 8121 and encodes 2706 amino acids. NCBI's taxonomy places the organism in Eukaryota, Parabasalia, Trichomonadida, Trichomonadidae.